AUGCUAUUAUUUCUCGCGAUUUUCGCGUUUCGUCCCACUUACGCAAUCGAUGUUGAAUAUUAUAUGGACGUGCCGUCGAUUAUUAAAUAUCACGGGUAUCCAGUUGAGGUUUAUCACGUAACGACGAUUGAUGGAUAUAUUCUCGAGUUGCACCGAAUCCCGCAUGGAAGAGAACGUCAACCAAUUCCUUCUUCAAGACGCGCAGUUCUAUUUCAACACGGCUACCUUUGCUCAAGUUUCGAAUGGGUUGCGAACAGCCCUCAACAGAGUGCUGCAUUCGUAUUCGCCGAUGCUGGUUUCGAUGUUUGGCUUGGAAAUUUUCGCGGAAAUUUCUAUAGCAAAAAUCACGCAUUUCUAGACAUUGAGGAGAACGCCAAAAAUUUUUGGAAUUUUAGUUUCGACGAAAUGGCCGAAUUCGACAUUCCCGCGUUGAUAGGCAAAAUUCAGAAGGUCUCGAAGCAAGAAAAGAUACUGUAUGUUGGACAUUCGCUGGGAAGCUUGACAAUGUUUGCCAAACUAUCAACGGAGGCGAGAUUCGCCAAUAAUCUAAUCGCGUUUAUGGCAAUGUCGCCAAUUACGGCAGUAUCUCAUGCACGAGGGUUCUUAUCGUAUCUCUCACGAUAUUUCGGACAAGAUUAUCAGGUUUCGAGCGUUUAUUUUUCCGAGUUCCAACGAGAAUGUGAGAAUUUUCCGAAUCUCAAUGUCAAAUAUGGACCUGGCGAAUUAUUUGGAUUGACGCCGCCGAUUUGGUUGAUCACAAAAUACACGUGUGGUUUGUUCGAUCCGUUGCGAGAGUUGUGCUCAGACUUGAUCUCGCUGGUGGUGGGACCCAUGAACGAAUAUUGGGACCAAAAGCGAGUUCCUGUCUUCUUGGGACACACACCAUCUGGAACAUCAAGCAAUACUUUAGAGCAUUUUAUUCAAUCCUACUCGUAUGGUACUUUUGCAAAAUUUGAUCGUGGUCCCGAGCGCAAUAUGAAAAUUUAUGGAUCAUUUUAUCCGCCAAUUUAUAAUCUUUCGAACAUCGAAAAUAUUCCGAUGUUUCUAUAUUGGAGCAGAAGUGACUGGAUAUCGACUGCCGAGGAUCUUAAAGAGACACUACUUACUCAAUUGAAUUCUUCUUUGAUAAAGGUUUCCUAUGAAGUCAUCGAUUACAACCAUCUUGAUUUCGUAUGGGGUUUGAAAUCAGCACAUGAUGUUUACAUACCAAUGCUUCAUCAUUUUGAAAAAUUUUUAAUAAACGAUUUGCAAUAG
Caenorhabditis bovis is the source of this 1254-nucleotide messenger RNA. The record is from the annotation of a GenBank genome assembly. NCBI's taxonomy places the organism in Eukaryota, Metazoa, Nematoda, Chromadorea, Rhabditida, Rhabditidae.